This is a messenger RNA of Linum trigynum, 4803 nucleotides long. The record is from the annotation of a GenBank genome assembly. NCBI's taxonomy places the organism in Eukaryota, Viridiplantae, Streptophyta, Magnoliopsida, Malpighiales, Linaceae.
CAGCCAGCCGCGCCCUUCGAAUCGAUUCCCUGGAGGCGGCGCCAUGCAGAUCAUUAAGGAAAUCUCGGCGGACGUGCAGAUCGAUAUUCUGGGGAGGCUUCCACUCGCCAGCUGCAUCGUCCGAUUCCGCUGCGUCUCCAAACAAUGGUGCGCUCUAAUUUCCGAUCCCUCCUUCACUCGCCACAAACUCUUCUCCGCCGCCGAAAAUCCGGACUACUCUACUUAUCCGCUAACCAUGAUCGUCAAGAAUAACAAGUGUGCGGCAUCAUUAUUGUACACUCUCCACUCUCGCAACACACUCGAACCGCUCCUCGAGGCCGAGUCACCCUUCGAUUCGGACAACUACCGCAUCGUCGGGUACUGCAAUGGCCUCAUGUGCAUGGGAUAUCAUGGUUGCAGCCGUGAUCCCACCCAAGCGACGGCUCUGAUUCUUUGGAACCCGGCCACGUCAGAGAUCAAGGUCUUGCCGCCUACCCUCUACGGUGAAUCAGCCGGUUGGGUUCGUAUCGUUGGGCUUGGUUUCGAUCCAGAAUCGAAUGACUACAAAGUCGUGAGACAAAUUAUCGACUAUGGAAAAGUCGGUAUGAUUUACGAUCAAGCGUGUUGGGACCAUCAUUUUGAGGAGGUAUACAGCUUGAGUAACGAUUCGUGGAAAAGAAUCGAUGUCGGUGUCGGUCAACCGUCUUCCGAGCGCAGUUUUCUUCCGCAACUUCCAGAUUACGAGGUCCCUCGGUUCUGUAAGGGGAAGUUGUAUUGGUGGACCGAAAUUACAUACCCGCGAGGGGAGACUGGUCAGACUACUCGGUUCGCUUCGUUUGAUCUGAGCAGGGAAGUGUUUGAGAUAGUGGAUGUGGCGAAGCCUGCUGCUGCUGCUGAGGUCUGGAGAGUUCGUUCCUUACUCGAGUUGCCCCCGAGCCAGCUGGGAGAUCAUUCCCUGGCCGCGGUUUGUUGUUCUACUGGUGCUGAUGAUCAGAGCGGCUCCUGUUUCGAGAUUUGGGCGUUGCUCAAGUUAUGGGUGCCGGAAUCGUGGACCAAGUUGUUUGUCGUUCCGAUUGUGACCGACUACUAUCGUUUCUGGGGAAGUUCCACGAGUUUCCUGUUUUUCUACGAUGCCAGAGAUUCCAACUGGCUAGGGGGCCAUGAUUGGUACCUUGAUCCGGAGUUCAUUGCCCGUCGUCUCCAGACCGGAGAAACUGUUGCGCUGAACAGUUGGGAUGUGCGAGCGUUUCUAGUUGUGAAUUAUGUCCCUUCUCGAGUUUCUUUGAUUCACUAUAGGUAAGAGAAUAAUGACUAUAUGUGUUGACCUCAAAUCCUGAAUUAUGUCCUUUAAAAAAAAAAUCAUCAUAUAUUGAUUCAUAAGAGAUAGUUAAAUCCUGGAGUUCAGCCAGGCAUGAAAGUAAAAAAAACGACUCGUAGUCGGGGACAAAGAAAGGACCUUUCGAAUCACCCUAUGGGCUACCCUAUUAUUACACCGACCUACAAAUCGAACACUAAACGUAGUGUUCCAUAAGAAAAAACACUAAACGCAGUGUGGAUAGCAAAGUAAUGUAGGACUUCUUGAAGAACAACCCCCAUCCGAUUGUCGCUGGUAUCAGCCUGAUUAAUCUUAUCAAUUAUCACUUUGGCAUCUCCUUCAAACCUUAUGUCUGUGAACCCAUGGCCAAGACUCCACAAAAUAGCAUCCCGUAGCACAAGUAAUUCGACCACCAGAGGGUCAUCAAUACACGGAAACUGAACCCUUUUAACCAUAAGGACAUCCCUAUUUGGGUCCAUGAGAACCAUCCCGCCUGCCGAGUGAGACCCGCCUCUAGUAGUUCCAUCCCACAUACAAACAACCAUAUUAGCCCUCAUCGGACUCGGGUGCUGUACCAAAGGGACAGAGACCUGCGGAGCACGAUCCACUGGCAACCCAACCCACCCCUCAUAUUGCUGGUUAAACUGGCGCAUCAACGCAGGGAUCCCGAAUUGCUUUCCUUCAAAGACAACCCAGUUACGAGACCGCCAAAUUCGCCAGAGAAUGGCAACAACUGGCAUGAACAGAUCACGGAAACAAGACGAGGCUAUUCUCCAUCGAUAAUGAAGUCUAUUGAUCAUAUUCUCCACGGAUGAUAAGUCCAUUAAGCACCGAUUUGAGCCAAUUUAUUUUCGGAUGGCAUAUUCGUAAUAUUUUGGGCGACUAUAGGCCAUUUUCUUUGGAUAUUGAAGGGUACAGAUCACGGAUUUGGCCUGAGGCUAUUCUCCAACGAUGAUUGAGUCCAAUAAGCACCGAUUUGGGUGGAUUUAUUCUGGGUCAAUUUUUGGCUGAUUGCAAAGGGGUACCAUCACUAAUUUUGAGCGAUUUUUCUGAAAUGUCAUUUUCUUAGAUUCUGGAGGCUACAGAUCACCGAAUCAGGCCGAGGCUAUUCUCCACCGAUAAUGAAGUCUAUUGAUCCGAUUCCCCAGGGAUGAUAAGUCCAUUAAGCACCGAUAUGGCCCAAUUUAUUUUCGGAUGGCAUUUUCGUAAUUUUUUGGUCGACGAAAGUCCAUUUUCUUUGGAUAUUGAAGGCUACAGAUAAUGGAUUUGGCCUGUGGAUAUUCUCCAACGAUGAUUGAGUCGAUUAGCACCGAAUAUGACGGAUUUAUUCCGGGUCAAUUUUUGGCAGAUUGCAAAGCAUCACCGAUUUCGGGUUAUUUUUCCGAAAUGCCAUUUUCUUUCAAUUCUAGAGGCUAGAGAUCACAUAAUUAGGACGAGGCUAUUCUCCACCGAUAUUGAAGUCUAUUGAUCCUAAUCUCCACAGAUGAUAAGUCAAUUAAGCACCGAUUUGAGCUAAUUUAUUUUCUGAUGGCAUUUUCGUAAUAUUUUUGUCGACGAAAGGCCAUUUUCUUUAGAUAUUGAAGGCUACAGAUCACGGAUUCGGCCUGAGGCUAUACUCCAACGAUGAUUGAGUCCAUUAAGCAGCGAUUUCGGCGGAUUUAUUCCGGGUAAAUUUUUGGCAGAUUCCAAAGGGGUAUCAUCACAGAUUUCGGGCGAUUUUUCCGAAAUGCCAUUUUCUUUUGUUUCUGGAGGCUAGAGAUCACGGAAUCAGGCUGAGGCUAUUCUCCAUCGAUAAUGAGUGUAUUGAUCAUAUUCUCCACGGAUGAUAAGUCCAUUAAGCACCUAUUUGAGCCAAUUUAUUUUCAGAUGGCAUAUUCGUAAUAUUUUUGGCGACGGUAGCCAUUUUCUUUGGAUCUUGAAGGCUACAGACCACAGAUUCGGCGUGAGUCUAUUCUCCAACGAUGACUGAGUCCAUUAAGCACCGAAUAUGGCGGAUUUAUUCCUAGUCAAUUUUUGGCAGAUUGCAAUGGGCUACCAUCACCGAUUUCGGGCUAUUUUUCCGAAAUACCAUUUUCUUUCAAUUCUAGAGGCUACAGAUGACAUAAUUAGGCCGAGGCUAUUCUCCACCGAUAUUGAAGUCUAUUGAUCCUAAUCUCCACAAAUGAUAAGUCAAUUAAGCACUGAUUUGGGCUAAUUUAUUUUCUGAUGGCAUUUUCGUAAUAUUUUUGGCGACGAAAGGCCAUUUUCUUUGGAUAUUGAAGGCUACAGAUCACGGAUUCGCCCUGAGGCUAUUCUCCAACGUUGAUUGAGUCAUUAUGCAGGGAUUUGGGCGGAUUCAUUCCGGGUCAGUUUUUGGCAGUUUACAAAGGGGUACCAUCACAGAUUUCGGGCUAUUUUUCCGAAAUGCCAUUUUCUUUUGAUUCUGGAGGGUACAGAUCACGGAAUCAGGCCGAGUCUAUUCUCCAUCCAUAAUGAAGUCUAUUGAUCAUAUUCUCCACAGAUGAUAAGUCCAUGAAACACCGAUUUGAGCCAAUUUAUUUUCGGAUGGCAUUUUCAUAAUAUUUUGGGCGACGAUAAGCCAUUUUCUUUGGAUAUUGAAGGGUACAGAUCACGGAUUCGGCCUGAGGCUAUUAUCCAACGAUAAUUGAGUCCAUUAAGCACCGAAUAUGGCAGAUUUAUUCCUGGUCAAUUUUCGACAGAUUGCAAAGGGGUACCAUCACCGAUUUCGGCCGAUUUUUCCGAAAUCCCAUUUUCUUUCAAUUCUAGAGGCUACAGAUCACAUAAUUAGGCAAAGGAUUUUCUCCACCAAUAUUGAAGUCUAUUGAUCCUAAUCUCCACAGAUGAUAAGUUAAUUAAACACCGAUUUGGGCUAAUUUAUUUUUGAAUGACAUUUUCGUAAUUUUUGGGGCGACGAAAGGCCAUUUUCUUUGGAUAUUGAAGGCUACAGAUCAUGGAUUCGGCCUGAGGCUAUUCUCCAACUUUGAUUGAGUCAUUAAACAUGGAUUUGGGCGGAUUUAUUCCUGGUCAAUUUUUGGCAGAUUCCAAAGGGGUACCAUCACAGAUUUCGGGCUAUUUUUCCGAAAUGCCAUUUUCUUUUGAUUCUGGAGGCUACAGAUCACGGAAACAGGACAAGGCUAUUCUCCAUCGAUAAUGAAAUCUAUUGAUCAUAUUCUCCACGGAUGAUAAGUCCAUUAAGCACCGAUUUGAGCCAAUUUAUUUUCGGAUGGCAUAUUCGUAAUAUUUUGGGCACCUAUAGGCCAUUUUCUUUGGAUAUUGAAGGCUACAGAUCACGGAUUCGGCCUGAGGCUAUUCUCCAACGAUGAUUGAGUCCAUUAAGCACCGAUUUGGGUGGAUUUAGUCUGGGUCAAUUUUGGCAGAUUGCAAAGGGGUACCAUCACUGAUUUUGAGCGAUUUUUCUGAAAUGUCAUUUUUCUUAAGAUUCUGGAGGCUACAAAUCAUCGAAUCAGGCCGAGGCUAUUCUCCAUCGAUAAUGAAGUCAAUUGAUCCUA